CAGAAUAUUUUAAAGCAGUUUUUGAAAAUUAUAUUUGUAUUAAUCUUAAUAAACGUUAACUUUAUGGAUUGAAUAAUCUAUCCUACAAAAAUAUGAGUAAUUUUAUAAGAACUGUAAUAUUUAAAAAGGUUAUAAAACCACUACAUAUAGACAAUGUAUGUCAUCAUAAAAUUAUGUCUAAUUUGUAUAUCACAUUUAGAAAGGAGAUUGAUACAUAUACUUUUGUACUUCCUUUAAAAUCAAAACAUUAUGAUUUGACAAAUAAAAUUAAAAACAUAAAUGAUUUAAGGAGUAAUUUUGAUAAUGUUGCAAUUAAAAAUAACAUCAUGUAUUUUAAUGUGUUAAGAGAUAACUAUAUAAAACAGAUUUUAGAAAAUAAUCUGUUUGGUGUUAGACCACCACUUAUAAAUAAUAAUAAGAAUAUUAUAGUGGAAUUUAGUUCACCAAAUAUUGCUAAACCUUUUCAUAUAGGACAUCUCCGUUCUACUAUUAUAGGAAAUUGUAUUGCUAAUCUAAAUAGUUUUUUACAAAAUCAAGUUACAAAGAUAAAUUAUUUAGGUGAUUGGGGUACACAGUUUGGUUACAUUUAUAUAGGAAUGAAAAUGAAAAAUAUUGAUAAUAUAGAAAUGCAUACAGAUUCCAUUAAAACAUUGUAUACAUCUUAUGUUGAUGCUAAUAAAUUAGCUGAAAGUAAUCCAAACAUACAUGAACAUGCUAAAGAAAUAUUUCGGCAAUUAGAAUUUGAAGAUAAUGAAGUUUACAAGAAUUGGGAAAAAAUUAAGCAAUUCACUGUCGUGGAAUUGGAAAAAACUUACAAAAGAUUAAGUGUAAUAUUUGAUCAAUAUGAGUGGGAAUCCAUGUAUACUGCUAAAAAAGUAAAUAAAAUAAUUAACAAAAUGGAAGAAAUGCAGUUAUUAAAAUUAGAUAAUAACAAUAGGAAAGUAAUAGCUGUGAGUGAAGAAAAAAAUGUUCCAAUAAUGAAAAGUGAUGGUACAAGUCUGUAUAUAAGUCGAGAUAUUGCUGCUGCUAUUGAUAGAUUUGAAAGACACAAAUUUGAUGCUAUGUAUUAUAUUGUAGAAAAUGGUCAAACUGAUCAUUUUAAUAAUUUAAUUCAAAUUUUACAUAAAUUGAAUUUAUCUUGGGCAGAUAGAUUAAAACAUGUUAAAUUUGGAAGAGUACAUGGUAUGAGCACAAGAAAAGGUACAGCAGUAUUUUUGGAAGAUAUUUUGAAUAAAGCAAAAGAAAUUAUGAAAGAAAGACAAUUAGAAGCAAAGACAACUAAAAUUCCAUUAGAUAAAUUAGAUGAAUCAUCUGAUGUUUUGGGUGUUUCUGGUGUAAUUAUUCAAGAUUUAAAACAAAAUAGAAUGAACAAUUACAAGUUUGAUUGGGAUUUAAUGCUUAAUAUGAAAGGUGAUUCUGGGAUAAAAUUACAAUAUGCACAUUGUCGUUUAUGCAGUUUGGAAGAAUUAUCUGAUGCUACAUUAGUAACAGAAUGUGAUUCAGCUCUUUUAAAAGAACCAGAAGUUGAUCAGUUAAUUUUAUUAAUUAGCCAAUUUGAUGAAGUUGUGCUUAAAUCUUAUGAAGAACUAGAACCAUGUAUAUUAACAAUUUAUCUUUUUCGUUUAUGUAAAGCUAUCAAUAUGGCCUGGCAUAAAUUGACUAUAAAAAAUGAACCAAAGGAUUUAGGGAACCAAAGACUACUAUUAUUUCAUACAGCAAAAAUUAUUCUUGCUCAAGGUAUGAAAUUACUUGGUUUAACACCUCUUGAAAAAAUGUAAGAAAAAAAAAAGAAAUUUUAUACUAAAUAAAAAUGUAAUAUGUUAUAAUAAUAUUUAAAUAUCAUGUAUACGUGUGAGUACAUUAUAU
Messenger RNA from Frieseomelitta varia, 1866 nucleotides. RefSeq names its product probable arginine--tRNA ligase, mitochondrial (gene ArgRS-m). Gene Ontology annotation, biological process: mitochondrial translation; arginyl-tRNA aminoacylation. Gene Ontology annotation, molecular function: ATP binding; arginine-tRNA ligase activity. The record is from RefSeq and is a predicted model, not a curated record. The coding region runs from base 93 to 1778 and encodes 561 amino acids. Gene Ontology annotation, cellular component: mitochondrion. The transcript has 5 exons. Lineage: Eukaryota; Metazoa; Arthropoda; Insecta; Hymenoptera; Apidae.